This is a messenger RNA of Trichoderma reesei QM6a, 930 nucleotides long. RefSeq lists its product as uncharacterized. NCBI's taxonomy places the organism in Eukaryota, Fungi, Ascomycota, Sordariomycetes, Hypocreales, Hypocreaceae. The coding region runs from base 1 to 930 and encodes 309 amino acids. The transcript has 2 exons. Gene Ontology annotation, molecular function: oxidoreductase activity. The record is from RefSeq and is a predicted model, not a curated record.
AUGUCAACAAUAAAGACCGUCGCAGUCCUUGGUGCCAGCGGAAAUGUCGGCAAAGUUGCUGUCCCAGCGUUACUCUCCGCCGGCUUCGUCGUGACCGUCAUCGCCCGCCCAGACACCACCUCGACCUACCCCAAAGGCGUCACCAUCAAGAAGUCAUCCUACGAUGACCUGGACACGCUCACACACGUCCUCCAAGGCCAAGACGCUCUUGUCGAGGCCUUCAACCCCGCCGCAGCCGCGCAUCAAGGCGUCAUCGUCCGCGCCGCUCUGGCCGCCGGCGUCAAGCGCCUCAUCACGCCCGACUUCAGCACCGAUUCCUUCUCACCCCAUGCCGCAGAAGUACAAAUCUUCGAACCCAAGCACAAGGCACAGAGGGAACUUGAAAGCCUCACAGCAGCACCUGGCUGCACUCUCACCUGGACGGCCAUUGUCCUGGGCGCCUGGUUCGACUGGGGCAUCCAGACGGGCUACUUCUGGGUCGACAAGGACAAGCGAACCGUUACGCGCUUCGGCUCGGGCAACCAAAAGGUGUCGGUGAGCCGCGUGGCUUCAGCCGGCGAGGCGAUCGUGGCUGUUCUCCAGAGCCCGGACAAGUAUCGCAAUCGCGUCGCUUACUUUGCAGACUACGCCGUCAGCACGAACGAGCUCAUUGCUAUGCUUGACGAGAUGUCGCCUGUUGGGGAAUGGCAGGUUGUCGACGUCCCUCUUGAAGACUACAAGGAGGAGGCGACUGCGCUGUGGGAGCAAGAUACGAAGAAUGGCGUGACGAACCGGCUCUUUACCAAGGCCUAUGCCAUGUUGGGGACUGCGGCGCUGUUUGAUGAAGAGAAUCGCUAUGAUGGAGAUUUCUCUCACAAGCAGGAGCCUGGGUCAGGUCGGCCUCUUGAGGAUCUGAAGGAAGAUCUCAAGAAGUUGCUGGGUUACGAUUGA